Gopherus flavomarginatus (Mexican gopher tortoise) is the source of this 11134-nucleotide messenger RNA. It is a transcript of the gene MYO5B, whose product is annotated as myosin VB. NCBI's taxonomy places the organism in Eukaryota, Metazoa, Chordata, Testudines, Testudinidae. The record is from RefSeq and is a predicted model, not a curated record. Gene Ontology annotation, cellular component: vesicle; actin cytoskeleton; cytoplasm. Gene Ontology annotation, molecular function: microfilament motor activity; ATP binding; actin filament binding. Gene Ontology annotation, biological process: vesicle transport along actin filament; actin filament organization. The coding region runs from base 65 to 5599 and encodes 1844 amino acids. The transcript is spliced from 40 exons.
CCGGCUUACCGCGCCCUCUAUCCCCGGCUGCGCCCCACGCCCCUCCGGGGGUCCCGGCCAGGACAUGUCGGUCUCCGAGCUCUACACCAAGUACACAAAAGUUUGGAUUCCUGACCCUGAUGAAGUGUGGAGAUCAGGAGAAAUUAUCAAGGAUUACAAAGAAGGGGAUAAAAGCCUACACCUGAAAUUUGAAGAUGACACUAUCUACGAAUAUCCAGUUGAUCUCAAAACCAACCAACUUCCCUUCUUGCGUAAUCCAGAUAUUUUGGUGGGUGAAAAUGACCUGACGGCUCUAAGUUAUCUCCAUGAGCCUGCUGUCCUACAUAAUUUAAAAGUCAGGUUCUUGGAAUCGAAUCACAUCUAUACCUACUGUGGUAUUGUGCUUGUUGCCAUUAACCCAUAUGAACAACUGCCAAUCUAUGAACAAGAUGUCAUCUAUGCAUACAGUGGCCAAAACAUGGGGGACAUGGAUCCUCACAUAUUUGCAGUGGCAGAAGAAGCCUACAAGCAAAUGGCUAGGGAUGAGAAGAACCAGUCCAUUAUCGUAAGCGGAGAAUCCGGUGCUGGAAAGACAGUCUCUGCCAAAUAUGCCAUGCGCUUCUUCGCAUCCGUUGGUGGCUCUGCCAGUGAGACCAACAUUGAAGAGAAGGUUCUUGCAUCCAGUCCAAUCAUGGAGGCAAUUGGAAAUGCUAAAACAACCAGGAAUGACAAUAGCAGUCGCUUUGGGAAAUACAUUCAGAUUGGCUUUGAUAAAAGAUACCAUAUCAUUGGUGCCAGCAUGAGGACGUAUCUGUUGGAAAAAUCAAGAGUUGUGUUCCAGGCAGAUGAUGAACGAAACUAUCAUAUCUUCUAUCAGCUGUGUGCCUCUGCCAGUCUUCCAGAAUUUAAAGACCUAGCACUAACAUGUGCUGAAGACUUUUUCUAUACUUCUAUGGGCGGCGACACAACUAUUGAUGGAAUUGAUGAUGCUGAUGAUUUUGAGAAAACCAGACAUGCUUUCACUCUGCUUGGAGUGAAAGAGUCCCAUCAGAUGAGCAUUUUUAAGAUAAUAGCUUCCAUCCUGCACCUAGGAAACUUGGAAAUUCAAGCAGAACGAGAUGGAGACUCUUGUAGUAUAUCGAAACAGGAUGAACACCUGAAUAAUUUUUGCAGAUUGCUUGGAGUGGAGCACAGCCAGAUGGAGCACUGGCUGUGCCAUCGGAAGCUUGCCACAACAGCUGAGACGUACAUCAAGCCCAUGUCUGUGCAGCAAGUCAUGAAUGCCAGGAAUGCGCUGGCCAAGCAUAUAUAUGCCCAGCUGUUUAACUGGAUUGUGGAGCAUAUCAACAAAGCCCUGCAUACCACCCUCAAGCAGCACUCAUUCAUUGGGGUCCUGGAUAUAUAUGGGUUUGAAACUUUUGAAGUGAAUAGCUUUGAACAGUUUUGUAUCAACUAUGCCAACGAAAAACUCCAACAGCAGUUCAACUCGCAUGUAUUUAAGCUGGAACAAGAAGAGUAUAUGAAGGAACAAAUCCCUUGGACUCUUAUAGAUUUUUAUGACAAUCAGCCCUGCAUAGACCUCAUAGAAGCCAAACUUGGUAUCUUGGACCUAUUGGAUGAAGAGUGUAAGGUUCCUAAAGGAACUGACCAGAACUGGGCACAGAAAUUAUAUGACAGAUAUUCCAGCAGCCAGCACUUCCAAAAACCUCGAAUGUCCAAUACCUCCUUCAUUGUUGUUCACUUUGCAGAUAAGGUGGAGUAUCAGUCUGAUGGAUUUCUGGAGAAAAAUAGGGACACUGUAUAUGAAGAACAGAUCAACAUACUGAAGGCCAGCAAGUAUCAAAUGGUAGCUGACUUAUUUCAAGAUGAAAAGGAUUCUGUGCCUGCUACUCCUACCGUAAAGGGAGCUGCUCCCAAAAUCAGCGUCCGUUCUGCCAGACCAGCUGUGAAAGCUGCCAACAAAGAGCACAAGAAAACCGUGGGGCACCAGUUCCGAAACUCCUUGCAUUUAUUGAUGGAGACGCUGAAUGCCACCACUCCACAUUACGUGCGCUGCAUCAAGCCAAAUGAUGAGAAACUUCCAUUCAAAUUUGAUCCAAAACGAGCAGUCCAGCAGCUAAGAGCCUGUGGUGUGUUGGAAACCAUCCGUAUCAGUGCAGCUGGCUACCCAUCCAGGUGGUCCUACCAUGACUUUUUCAAUAGGUAUCGAGUUCUUAUGAAAAAGAGGGAGAUCUCUAAAAAUGACAAGAAACUGAUCUGUAAAACGCUUCUGGAAAACCUCAUUAAGGAUCCUGACAAGUUCCAGUUUGGACGUACCAAGAUCUUUUUCCGUGCAGGCCAGGUGGCAUAUCUGGAGAAACUGCGGGCAGAUAAAUUCAGAGCUGCUACUAUCAUGAUACAGAAGACAGUGCGGGGCUGGCUGCAGAGGGUGAAGUACAGAAGGAUGAGAAAUGCUGCAAUAACAAUCCAGAGGUAUACACGAGGACACCUGGCUCGCAGAUUGGCAGACCACCUAAGGAAAACAAGAGCUGCCAUCAUUUUCCAGAAACAGUACCGAAUGUUGAGGAUCUUUCAUGCUUUCCAGAAGAUCCGCAAAGCCACUAUCACUAUUCAGGCCUUCACUCGGGGCAUGUUUGUCAGGAAAAUUUACCACAAGAUCCUUUUGGAGCACAAAGCUACCAUCAUCCAGAAACAUGCCCGGGCCUGGCUGGCUCGUAAGCAAUUUCUCCACUUCAAGUGUGCGGCUGUGGUCAUCCAAUGCUACUUCAGGCGCAUGAAGGCCAGGCAAGAACUGAAGAAACUGAAGAUUGAAGCACGGUCUGCACAGCACUUGAAGAAACUCAAUAUCGGCAUGGAGAACAAGGUGGUUCAGCUUCAGAGGAAGAUAGAUGAUCAGAACAAAGAAUACAGGCACCUGAAUGAGCAGCUCUCUGCACUUACCUCUGCCUAUGCCACUGAUGUGGAAAAGCUGAAGAAGGAGCUGGAGCAAUAUCGGCAGAAUCAGGGGGAUACCAACCAGCUUGUAAACUUGAAAAAAGAGAUUGAGAGCCUCAGGCUGGAGCUCGAGAAAUCCCACAGUGAAAGGAAAAUUAUUGAAGACACCUAUGAUAAGGAGAAAGAUCUACUCCGAAAGCGCGUGUCAGAUCUAGAAGAGGAGAAUGCUCUUUUGAAACAGGAAAAAGAGGAGCUUAACAACAGAAUCCUGUGUCAGUCUGAAGAUGAAUUUGCCCAAAACACUGUCAAGGAAAAUCUCCUGACGAAGAAGGAGCUGGAAGAGGAGCGAUCUCGUUAUCAGAACCUGGUAAAGGAGUAUUCAAGGCUGGAGCAGAGAUAUGACAAUCUGAGGGAUGAGAUGACUAUUAUAAAGCAAACCCCAGGACACAGAAGGAACCCAUCUAACCAGAGCAGUCUAGAGUCUGAUUCCAAUUGUCCAUCAGUCUCAACAUCUGAGAUAGGAGACACAGAGGAUGCAAUACAACAAGUGGAGGAUGUUGGUUUGGAUAAAGCAGCCAUGGAUAUGACACUCUUCCUGAAGCUACAAAAGCGAGUGAGGGAACUUGAACAGGAGAGAAAGAAACUGCAAACCCAGCUGGAGAAAAAGAAAUCCCAGGUAAUUGAAACGAAGAAUGAAAUGGAUUCAGACCGUGAUACCGAUCUAGCCUACAACAAUCUGAAGAGGCAAGAAUUGGAAUCGGAGAACAAGAAACUGAAAAAUGAACUGAAUGAGCUGAGGAAGACUAUUGUAGACCGGGUGACCCAAAACAACUCAUCCAGUGAUGUCCAGGACAGUUAUACCCUCUUAUUAAACCAGCUUAAAUCAGCCAAUGAGGAACUGGAAGUGCGGAAAGAGGAAGUGCUUAUCCUAAGGGCACAGAUUAUAAAGGCAGCCCAGCAAAAAGACAUUGGCAAAAAUAUGGACUCAAACAUCAACACAUAUACCAGCUGGCCAAACAGCGACAAGCAUGUCGAUGCAGAAGAUGCAAUUGAGGCCUACCAUGGGGUGUGUCAGACAAAUCGCAAGACUGAGGACUGGGGCUAUCUCAAUGAAGAUGGAGAGCUCGGCUUGGCCUAUCAGGGUCUAAAACAAGUUGCCAGGCUCCUGGAAGCCCAGCUUCAGGAUCAGAGGAGAGAGCACGAAGAGGAGGUGGAAACUCUGAAAACCCAGAUGGAAACCCUGAGAGAAGAGAUGGAGAAACAGCAGCAGACAUUUUUCCAGACCCUACAGCUACCACCAGAGGCCCAGGUGGAAUUUGGCAUCCAGCAAGAAAUUGCACGUCUCACAAAUGAAAAUCUGGAUCUCAAAGAGUUACUAGAAAAACUAGAAAAGAAUGAGAAGAAGCUGAAGAAACAGCUAAAGAUUUACAUGAAGAAGGUCCAGGAUUUUGAAGCGACCCAAGCUACAGCACAGACAGAGAGGAGGCGACAUGAGCUUACCAGGCAAGUCACUGUUCAACGGAAGGAAAAAGAUUUCCAGGGAAUGUUGGAAUAUUACAAGGAAGAUGAGCCACUUCUCAUCCGAAACCUCAUUACAGAUCUCAAACCGCAGACAGUUUCUGCCACAGUUCCAUGUCUUCCUGCUUACAUCCUCUACAUGUGCAUCAGGCAUGCAGAUUACAUCAAUGACGACCAGAAAGUGCACUCCUUACUCACCUCCACCAUAAACGGCAUUAAGAAAGUAUUAAAGAAACACAAUGAUGACUUUCAGAUGACGUCAUUUUGGCUGGCUAACACCUGUCGCCUCUUACAUUGUCUAAAGCAGUACAGCGGGGAUACGGGUUUUAUGACACAAAAUACCGCUAAGCAGAAUGAGCACUGUCUUAAGAACUUUGACCUCACGGAGUACCGGCAGGUUUUAAGUGACCUCUCCAUUCAGAUCUAUCAGCAGCUCUUUAAGAUAGCAGAAGGCAUGUUGCAACCAAUGAUAGUGUCUGCAAUGUUGGAAAGCGAGAGUAUCCAGGGUCUGUCAGGCGUGAAGCCAAUGGGCUACAGGAAUCGAUCAUCCAGCAUGGUAGAUGGUGACAACUCUUACAGUUUAGACGCAGUCAUUCGCCAACUGAAUACAUUUCACAGCAUCAUGUGUGACCAGGGCCUGGACCCGGAGAUUAUUCAGCAAGUCUUCAAGCAGCUCUUCUAUAUGAUCAAUGCAGUAACGCUGAACAACCUCCUGCUGAGAAAAGAUGUCUGUUCAUGGAGCACUGGUAUGCAGCUCAGGUAUAACAUAAGCCAGCUGGAGGAAUGGUUGCGUGGGAAGAAUUUGCAACAGAGUGGAGCAGCAGAGACAGUGGAGCCCCUGAUCCAGGCAGCACAACUGCUUCAGCUCAAAAAGAAAACUUCAGAAGAUGCUGAGGCUAUCUGUUCCUUAUGUACAUCCCUCUCUACGCAGCAGAUUGUAAAAAUAUUAAAUCUCUAUACUCCUGUUAAUGAGUUUGAAGAACGUGUGACAGUAGCCUUCAUACGAAACAUUCAGGCAAAUUUGCAAGAGCGAAAUGACCCUCCCCAGCUGCUGUUAGACUACAAAUAUAUGUUCCCAGUUUUGUUUCCGUUCAGCCCAUCCUCCAUAACCAUGGACUCUAUUCACAUCCCUGCUUCUCUCAACUUGGAAUUUCUCAGUGAAGUCUGAAGAAAAUGUCUUCAAACCGGUCCCCCUUCACCAGAGAACUCAAGCAAAAAAAAAAAAAAAAAAAAAGGAAAGAUCUUUUUGAUGUGGACCAAACAAGAUUAUGGAAGAACCAAUACACAGUAAUCAGUUAGUGCUAAACUUUAUACUACAAUAAGACACUGAUCUUGUAUGUGAUUUUUUUUUUUUUUUGUAACUUGCAGCUCAAAAUAAGAAUACUUGAAAUACCGAAUUUUUUUAUUGCUUGAUUUCAUGUUGAAAUAGUGCAAAGCCUAUAACAGAGUCUCGAACAGAUAUGAACAGCAAACACUGGCAAAUGGGAGAUGGUUAAUUUGGUCUUCAUAAGGGGCUAUGAAGAAACUCCAGAUAAAAAUCAAAGUCAAAACACUGUCUUCAGAAAAAUGAUGGCAUUGAUAAGGUGGUUUGUACAUAUUAAUGCAUUUCUAUACAGAGAGACAAUUUCACAUUUCUUCCUGUUGCUAGUCACUGUAUCACAAUGGUCAGUUCAGAAAUAUAAGUUGCAAAAUGUGUGAAUAAGUGUUCAUCACACAGGUUAUGGUGACAGACUGAAAACUACGCUUGUUUUCACCAAGGUGGAUUUUAUUUGUCAGGAAUUCUGACUUCCUGAAAGUCACCACUGCUCUCCAAACUUCAUCCAAUACGCCUUUAUUUCUGUGCAUGCUGCAGAGAUGUGGCUAGAGGUGGUCAUUUGGACUUUCUCUUGCCCACAAAAUUGUGGUGAUGGCCUCAAAGCUUUCUGAUGCAAUAAUCCAGUAGGUGAGGGGCUGUAGUCUAUCUCCCCCCAGCCAUACAGGAAACUUGCAUUCUAAAAUCCACUCCUGGCUUUACCCUAUGCUUUUAGGAGUUAAGAUACUGCCACAUCCAGUAAAGACAAAGAUGCUCCACAAGUUUUUAAUACCUUACAUAAUUAUGGAGGGCAGUAGCUGUUUCCGUGGGCUGAUAUAGCCAGUACCAGAAUCCAUGUAGCAAAACUAGACCUACACCCAGGGCUGUCCCUUGGAGGGUUUCAGGCUGGGACAUAGGCACCGAGUUUCUAAUCUGUCCAGGGGUGCUCCGUCCCCACUCCACCCCUUCCCCCUACUGCCUAUUCCGCCCCGCCUCUUCCCCGCCCAGUUUCACUCCUCUCCCCUCCCCCACAGCACUUCCUGACGCCGUGAAAUAACUGAUCCACGGCAGGGGCAGGUACUGAUCUGUGUGCAGGUGGUGCUGUGGGGGGGGAAGGUUCUGGCAGGGGGGCUGUCAGUGGCUGCUGCUUGCCUCAUUACCCACGCCUGCCUGCCGCUCAACCUCCCCCUUUGCCCUCUGACCCUGCCUCACCUCCCUACCCGCCUCCUCAUGAUUUUAUGGAAGCAUGGGGCCAGGGCGGUUGCCCCAAUUCACCAUACCCAAGGGACGGCUCUGCCUACACCAUUCUAUAAGUUAUGGCGUUUUUCAUGUGUGUGUAUAACACAUGUAAACUCAAUUUAGUUAAAUGAAGUUCCUGAUCCUGCUCACAUUGGGUGAAAUCCUAGCCCUAAUUAAGUCAGUGGAAAAACUCCAAUUGACUUAGAGAGGGUCAGAAUUUUACCCAUUGAAUUCAGUAUCAAUACUUCUUUUGACCAGUGGUGCAGCUUCAGGGCCUAAGCUAACAAACAAAAGGAAUACUAGCAAUAAUUUAAUUCACAGUGUUUUAAAGCAAAAGAGAAUGGGUAAGAAGUUGAAUGACUAAGUCCAUGUCUAUACUAGCACUUAUGUCGGCAAAACUUUUGUCGCUGAGAGGUGUGAAAAAGACCUCCAAGCGACAUAAAGUUUGCUGGCAUAAGCGCUCGUGUGCACGGCGCUAUGUUGGGAGGAGACGCUCUCCUGCUGACAUAGCCACGGCCACUCACUGAGCUGGUUUUAUUAUAUUGACAGGUGAGUGCUCUCCUGUUGGCAUAACACAGCUAAGUAAGUGCUCUGACAGCAGCACAGCUGUAUCAAUAAUGUUAAGUGUAGACAUGGCCCAGCUCAGAAAUCCUAAAACUGUAUUUUGAUAACCCAAAGCACUUUAACAGAACAUAAAGUCAACAAUAAUCUUAAAUUCCUAUCAGAAUAAUGAAUUAAAAACUGUCAAAUACAAGAAGUUAUCAGAUAAAAUCAUUUGAAUUGUGAUCCAAUAGGAUUUUUUUGAAAUCUUUAUUAAUAUAAAAAGUUCCCUCUUCCUCACUAUUCAGGAAUUAAAAUGGGUCUGCUAUUCCCAAAGCAUUUAUUGACCAUUCUCAGUACUUGCCAGAAUCUAUUUAAUUCCCAGUAGUCAUAGGAAAUGCUCUCCUCACUAGAAGAAAAUGGCAUAUAAAGGUAGACAGUGCCAUAUAACAGCAAUGAUUGUAUUAAUUUGUGAUGGGGCAUGUUUACAAAUUAUGACCUUUGCAGCUUUAAGGUCACAACACUUUUUGCAGUUCUAACUUUCCAGGCUGCAAAAUGCAAUGGGGAGAUUUGUCACUUGCAAAGGCCCAGUCUUUUGCAAAUGAUGAACAUGUAGGCCUGUUCACCUCCAUAAUGGUCCUCCCUAAGAAAAUCUUGAUUUCUUUGCAUUUACUGCUAUGGUUCUUAUUGUGUCUCAGCAGUUUCAUGAUGACAAAGUGCUUUUUAGAAAAACCUAUCUGCAUUUUUCAGACUAUUUUUAGUUGCUGUAAAUCAUCUCCAAAUAGCAAAUUUAUGAUAAGGUAUCCAAUUAUCCCAGAACAUGAGAAUUUUUUAGACAUACACUACACCCCAAACAGAACAUACCAUGGUCACCUUUUAGACAAGGAGUGUGUCCUGAUUUAGACAUUAUGUAUAUAAUCUGUGUAUAUACACAUACUAUAAUAGUCCUGUAUAUGUAUAUUGCUAUAAAAAGCAAACGUUAAAGAAGUGAGUGCUAGUAAGAGUUAUAUUGGACUAUGUCUACAGUAAAAGUAUAUGCGCUCAAACAAAAGACUAUGGUUUAGCAUAGCUAUUACCAGUGAAGGAUAUAAUUAAGCCAAUUCACAAUGGAGGAGGAACCUUUUCCUAGAACCAGUGCCCAUAAUAGAGUAUAGCAGAACAUUUAUUGCCAGCACUACCUCCAAACUACACUCCUUGAUCAUUUGCACCUAAUGUAUGUAUUCAGUAAUGCCUUCAUUUUUCUCCCAUUUACAGUAGGAAUCAUACCACAUGUUGGCUGCGGCUCAGAAAGCCUGCUUUCUUGCUCUUCUCAGUGUCAAAUGCCUGCCUAAAGUAGUAGUUUUUAUUAUAGCUACCUCUUCGGCUACAAUAUUUCUUCAAAGCAUAUGUUAAAUUUUUCAGUGCAUUUUAUUUUUCAAUUAAAUCCUAUGUUUCUCCUGCCGUGAACCCAUCUUCACACUAAAGAAAAAUAAUCUGAAGCAAAACUUAGUCCCAUGAGACACAGAUGCUAUCCUCACAACUCAUCUUAUGCCAGCAGUUUCUUCUCAGGCUCUUUGGGUCUCUACCUCUCUCUAAUGUUGUGAAUUAUUCACUGUACGACUCCACCAGGAUUCACCAAACUUAAUGCUUAUCAAUCAGACUAAAUUAAAGGGAGCUGCAAAAUCCUCUUCCACAAUGGUCUUGUUACUAAUCACAGGUGUAAAAUGUGGUUAAUGUUCUUCAAAGAGAUAAUGGUAUUUCACUGGGAGCUGUAAGGAACUUAAUUUAUAUGUAUUAUAAAAAGAAUCUCUUACAAACCAUUAGUAUUGAAAUAGAUAGGAACUGGGUAUUUAAUGUUUUGAUGUGUAAUAAUUUAACUUAUCCACUAAGCUGCAUUUGGAAAAGGAUUCUGCAGAAAAUAUCAUUAAUGUACCUGAUCUUUUCUGUUAGCAAUUUUUAAAAUAUCUGGUUUAAUUCAGUUGUAUUAUCAUGCUCAAAUAGGCCUUUUUCCCUCAAAAAUCUGCAAUGUCUGUACAUUAAAAGAAAAUUCAAAAAUGUUAAAUGUAAAAGCACGGCUUUUGGAAAACUUUGCUUUUCAGAUUUGUUUUAAGUAUUGAUGACUAAGAUGAGUACUUUCCCACUGUGUACCUUUAGCUGUUACUAAGAUAACUGACUUCUCAAUGUUUCUCUGAAAAAAGUGUUAAGCUGUGGGAAAAUUUUAAUGUCAUAUCAUAAAAGUCUGUAGAUUCAUAAGUUCGCUUAUAAAGCAUUACAUUACACUGAGAAGGUUUGCAAAAAUGUUUUUAAUCUCCUCACAUUUUUUUCCAUGCAUUCUGUUUCUAAGGGAAUGAUUGGGACUAGUCCCCUAAUCUCCACGGAAAUGUAAACUAUAUGUAAUAUAAAAAUAAUCAACACUGACUAUAACCAUAAACUUGACUUCAUGCAUGCAUUCUCUGCUGUGUAGUCCGUGUUCAAGACACUUCCACAACAUCCAGGACAUAACUUCCAAGUUUUAUUUUAGUUUGAAACUGGCUUCAGUUUCUUUUCAAUUGUAUUUUUGUAGCCGUUCCUGUUGAUCUUUCACAGCUACUGUAAAUUUACACUAAGAGUUUGGGGAAAGGAACAUCAUCCAUCAAAGCUCAAAACUGAAUUGUGCAACCUUUGCUUGUGCACAAAAUUCCUCACUCAAUUACAUCAUUGAAUCCACUGGAAUUAAUCAUAAGUGAGAAUUUCUCACCUGAGCAAGGAUAACAAGAUUGUAUACAUAGAUCCUGCAACCACACACAUAAAUAACUUUGUGAGUAGUCCCAUUUUAGUCAAUAGACCUGAUUCUCCACUCUAUUAGCUGUAAGACCAAUAAUAAUAAUGGAGAAUCAAACCCAAUCUGACUGAUCGCGUGAGUAAAAUUACUCACAUGUGUAAGUGUUCACAAGAUUUCACCCUCAAUUUGUACAGCCCAAGUGAACUGCAAAAGGUUUAAGUGACAUUAAUGAUAAAACACUUGUAAUACUAGGUCAUAUUUCUUUCCCAGUCAGACAAUAGGCUGACUAUGUAAACUUAUUCUAGUCAGAUUAAAAUUGUUGCGGACAGUGUUGCAGAAGUAACAUUUCUUAACUGCACUUUAAUGUGCCAACAUAAUUAAAGUAUAUUACAUGAACCUCCAUAAACCUUCUCUUCCAACCUUAUUGAAUUACAUAUAGUACAACCAUAACUGACAAUUAUUUUCUUUCUGAAAUUAUAGCAGAGUAAACGUUAAAGGGAAACAAUUUGGAAAAUAUUUUUCCCUUCAGAAGUAUAGAAUUUAUUUUUUAAAAACUGCAAAUGUCAGAAAAUAGAUCUUGAAACAAAACUGAAAUUUAAACAAACUGUCCAAAAAUGUGCUGCGAUAACAGUCCAAGUCCUAUUUUUUUGUGUGAAGUCUCAUUACCUUAAUGAGCAGAAGGUUCAGCUGUUCUGAAGGAGUCUGAAUGAUAUUCAGGGGGGUGAACCCUGGAAUGUAGAUGAAAUACUACUGCUGAUAAAAUAUUUUUCCAUUUUGAACAAAUCUGUAAACGACACCUUUGUUUAUAGGAAAUGCUUGUAAUAGUUACUGUAAUAUUCAGCUGUGGAUAAAAAUUUGUGAAAUAAAUACUUUUGAAUAAAUUAAAUCGUGAC